AUGCUUCAGUCAGCAGUCAAGCGGGCCGGCCGGCCGUUGGCAGUCGCUGCCUCCCAGAGGCGUGGCGUCCAAAUGGCAGCCGUGGCGACUGCGAGUCAGGAUAAGCGAGAGGGCGACAUAUCAGACUCAUUUGCUUCCUUGGCCGGCAUCAAGGACGAACCGCUGCCAGAUCAGUUCCGCCAGCUCAAGCUGUCAUUGGUCGAGGGGCGGGAAGACAAGAUCAAGGCCAGUUGGCACAGACUGCUCCAGAGACUGGAGAUCGAGAACGAUGUAAUUGCCGGGUUGGGCUCAAGAGUGAUCCCAGAGGUCCGCUUUGACAAUCUUGAAGAGGACCUCGCCGGAAACAGGGAUGCGAUCAAGAAGCGCGGUGCCGCGGUCGUCAGGGGGGUCAUACCGGAAGAUGAAGCACGCCAGUACAAAUUCGACCUUGAAGAGUAUAUCCGCAAGAACCCACAGACAAAAGGCUUCCCACGAAACGACCCACAAGUCUGGGAGCUGUACUGGUCAGCACCACAGCUGCACGCCCGCACAAACCCCAACUUCAUGAAGGUGCAAAAGGCCCUGAUGCAGUCGACAUGGUCCCUCUCCGACCCAAACUCGCUCAUCUCCAUCUCCCAGCCCUUAUCCUACGCCGACCGCCUCCGCAUCCGCCAGCCCGGCGACGCGGCCUUCGCCCUGGGCCCGCACAUGGACGGCGGCAGCGUGGAGCGGUGGAUGGGCGAGGGCUACGGGAGGGGCGGGGUCUACGACGCCGUGUUCGAGGGCGACUGGGACACGCGGUACGACCCCUGGGACGGCAGCACGCGCGUCAAGGCGGCCAGCGACCUGUACAACGGCCUUGGCGCGUGCAGCGUGUUCCGGAUGUACCAGGGGUGGCUGAGCAUGAGCAGCGUCGGCGCCAGGGAGGGCGCGGUGCUGUUCAACCCACUGCUGAGGCUCGCGACGGCCUACACGCUGCUCAGGCCCUUCUUCAGGCCGCGGAGGACGGUCGACCUCGAGGUCGCGAGGGGGGGAAGCGCCGAGAGGCUGGCGUUCCUGGCGCCUGAGAACUGGGAGUUCACGGCGGGCGACCAGAUGACGAGCGAGAUACCUGGUGCCACCCCGGGGUAUGGAAUGGAGUUUCCCAAGUUGGCUAUGCACCCGCAUCUGGAGCUGGACCGCACGAUGGUGCAUGCUCCGCCGGUGAACCCUGGUGACUUUGUUGUUUGGCAUUGCGAUACCAUCCACGCCGUGGACUUUGAGCACAAGGGCAAGGGCGACUCCAGCGUUCUGUAUAUCCCCGUCUGCCCAAUCACCGAGACCAACGCCAAGUACGUCAGCAAAGCGCGAGACGCCUGGCGUCGUGGAACUCCUGGGCCUGAUUUCCCUGGCGGCAAAGGCGAGUCAGAACACGUCGACAGACCAACCGAGGACUUCUUGAGGUCAAUUGCCAACACCGAUGGUCUGGCGUCGGUGGGACUUGAGCCUCUCCCAGAACCUGUUGAUGGCAGCAAAGGAGAAAAGGAGGUUGUACGCAGGGCAAAUCGCACGCUGGGGUUCCAAUGA
This is a messenger RNA of Diaporthe citri, 1545 nucleotides long. RefSeq lists its product as uncharacterized. Bases 1 to 1545 code for a protein of 514 amino acids. The record is from RefSeq and is a predicted model, not a curated record. The transcript has 3 exons. NCBI's taxonomy places the organism in Eukaryota, Fungi, Ascomycota, Sordariomycetes, Diaporthales, Diaporthaceae.